Messenger RNA from Acaulospora colombiana, 315 nucleotides. NCBI's taxonomy places the organism in Eukaryota, Fungi, Glomeromycota, Glomeromycetes, Diversisporales, Acaulosporaceae. The record is from the annotation of a GenBank genome assembly.
CUGGAUGAGCUUCUCAAAUACGAAGUUAAUCGAUCGAUACUACAACGAGUACACGACAUCGGGAGAGAGAAUACAAUGGGGUCGUCUAGAGACUCGUGGUACAUGGACGUUGUUGCUGCCACUUGCUUUGGAACCUGCAGUGGCACAGCGAUAUAUUUCAAGUUGGCCUACGAACCCAAGUGGGCGAUAACGUGUUAUGUAGAGCUCUCGGAUAAGGGCAACAAAGUGACGAAGAAAAUAUUCCCCGCUGGUGAAGCGAAUAUCUUUGACUGGUUUACAGAGAUAGUGCAGAUGCAAACUACCACAUCUUCAUAG